GCAGGCAGCGCAUCAGACACCCCGGAACCGGUCGGCUAGGACCCCGGCCGGCUGCCAAGAUGGCGGCGCCCAUAUUGCGAGCGUGUGGCGUCCGGACGCUGCGGGCUACCCCGGAGGCUUCGGCCUCCCGCGCUUACCGGGCCCGACCGCCCCCGCUCCGGCCGCCCAAGCCCUUCACCCCGGACCCGGAAGACCCGAUGACCCCGCGCUGGCAGCUGCAGCCCCGUUUCGCCGCUAAGCAGUUCGGGCGGUUCGGGGCUGCGUCCGGGGUGGCCCCGGGCUCGCUGUGGCCCACGGUCCCGCAGCUCCGGGAGAUGGAGGCCGAGGAGCGCGAGUGGCAGCCAAGUCUGGGCGCCAUGCAGGAGGCGCUGAGGGCCCGCGCCGAGGCCCAGGAGCGAGAGCGCCGGGAGAGGGAGCAGCUCAUCCAGGCCAAAAUGGCCCAGAUGCCACAAAUGAUCAUGGCCUGGAGGCAGCAACAGCGAGAACGCUGGGAGAAGAUCCAGGCAGACAAGGCCCGGAGGGCUCGGCUGCAGGCCGAAGCACAGGAGAAGCUGGGCUAUGAUGUGGACCCAAGAAGCUCUCGCUUCCAGGAGUUGCUACAAGAGCUGGAAAAGCAGGACCGCAAGCGUCUCAAGCAGCAGAAGAAGCAGCAGAAAGAGGCGGCGAGAAUGGAGGCCCUGCAAAAGGCUGCAAAGGCCCCCAAGAGCCCUGUAAGUGCUGAGCAGAAAGAGCAUCAUGACCCAGAGCAGGGAAGCCCAGGCAGUGAGCACAUUCAAAACUCUUCCAAUAAAGUGUAGUGCCCACUA
Messenger RNA from Antechinus flavipes (yellow-footed antechinus), 806 nucleotides. RefSeq names its product GADD45G interacting protein 1 (gene GADD45GIP1). Gene Ontology annotation, cellular component: nucleus. Bases 60 to 797 code for a protein of 245 amino acids. NCBI's taxonomy places the organism in Eukaryota, Metazoa, Chordata, Mammalia, Dasyuromorphia, Dasyuridae. The record is from RefSeq and is a predicted model, not a curated record. The transcript is spliced from 2 exons.